Symsagittifera roscoffensis is the source of this 957-nucleotide messenger RNA. RefSeq lists its product as uncharacterized. NCBI's taxonomy places the organism in Eukaryota, Metazoa, Xenacoelomorpha, Acoela, Convolutidae. The transcript is spliced from 5 exons. The record is from RefSeq and is a predicted model, not a curated record. The coding region runs from base 94 to 957 and encodes 287 amino acids.
UUAUAGAGUCUGUUAGUACCAUUUCGAUAGAAUAUGUCGUACAGUUUUCUUCAACAUUCCUUUUUCUCGCGUAUAAAAAUCGGCGUUUUCUAAAUGAAUUUGUCUGUUUUUGCAUUGAUUGUAGCAUUCAAUGUGAUUUCACUCUGGGCAAAAUACGCAAUCAGUGGUGAUGACACGAAAACCUCAGAACGAAAGUUACACGAGAAUAAAGAGCUUACCUCUCAAUCACAUGACUCUAUCAGCUCUAAUCAAGGAGACAAAAUUCUAACUUGGGGAAUGACGCCUAAAAGGGAGAAAAAUGAUGACGAUGACGAUGAUGACGAUGAUGACAAUGAUGACAAUGAUGACGAUGAUGACGGUGAUGACAAUGAUGACGAUGAUCACGGUGAUGACGAUGGUGACGAUGAUGACGAUGAUGACGAUGGUGAUGAUGAUGACGAGGACUAUUCUGAUUACGACUAUUAUGCUUUUGAUUACGAUUAUGAUGAAUAUAUGCCAGAAGACCUCGAAAAAAUUAGUAAACUGAAGUGUCCUAAAGGUUUCUCGAAUGUGGAGAAUGUGGUGAAGGUGAAGUGCUUCAAUGUGAGUGGGCAGAAGGCGCCCUCCUUUCUCGCGGCGCAGGCCAUAUGCCACCAAAUUCACCCUCAUGCCCACCCAUUGGAAGUGGACAGUGCAGAGGAGUUGAACAACAUCUCCUCCUGGCUAGAGGGGGAAAGGGAGAAGGGUAGUGUUGGGGAGGGGUGGGUGUGGACCAACUUCAGACGCUGGAACGAGACUAGGGCCAAGAAGGAGAACCAGACCCACUUCGAAGAGGGCAAACCCAAAACCAGAGUUUUUUUUCUUAAGAGUCCCUUGAAAUGGGCUAAAGACAAGUUCAAGAAGGUGAAAAACACGUUCAAGAAUGCGGGAAAAAAGUGGCUUUGGAGGAGUAUUGAUGUGGAAGAGGCAUUCGACUAA